UAUAUAUUAAAUUUGAAAAUUUAAACUAUUAGAUAUUUAUUAUACCACUGUAAUUGCCAUUAUUUUGAAUUAACCAGUCGUUUGAUUUGAAAUCAUGGCCGACUUCAUCACCGAAAUCACUUCUCAGUUGAAAAAUAUAAAUGCAGCAGCUUGUGGAUCAAAAUACACCAGAACAGUGCAAAAAAGGACGAUGAGUAAAGCAUUUUAUUCAGGUUUUCAAGACUAUCAACUUAAACUAAACCUGCUAUAUCUACUAGAUGGUACCGACAGAUAUGAAGAAUUUAAAUUGUCUACCAAAAAUGAAGAUGCUGCCAAUUUUGAUGAUGUUGUUUAUGAGACACCAGAAGACACCACUUUAGUUCAAGCAAUACAUUUUCCGGAAGUAGAUGUUGACCAAAAAAUAAAUAAAUAUGAUUUGUUCAAAUAUUUAGCAGAUGUUCAAAAUGUUAAAUUUAAAACUGACAAUAUUCGAAAUGUCAUUAUUUGCAUAUAUUGUACGUCACCUGAAAGUAUAAACAAAUUUCUAAGUAACGAAAUUCAAAGAUGUGUUAAAGACAAUUCGGUUGUUCCUUUUGAAAAUGUUAAAUGUUACUCUUUUGAUCAAAAUGAAGAUCUUGAAAAAUACAUUUCUGAAAAUAAACCUGAGAUUCCCAAAAAUGUAGUUAGAUCCAGUUUAGAUAAAUUAUUACUUGUACCAAUAUCUGAGAAUGAUUUGGAUCAAAAAAUACAAAAAUUAAUUGAAAAAAUGCAAAUAUUAAGUAAUGUAAUGUCUCCACUAUUAGCUAUGAUUAUUAUUUUGGAUAAAAUCAAAACGUGGUAUAAUGCUUCAGAAGGAACUUAUCUUACUGAAAAAAAUUUACUAGCAUAUAUCGCUGAAAUUAAUUGUACAAUUUACAUUGAUUCUAAAAUAAAAGCCUCUUCUGAAUCUUUGAAAGAAAUAGCUUUUAAAGAUAAAAUAUAUUCAUAUUUUUCUGAUAAUAUUAAUAAUAAUAAUUUACUUUUAAUAAAAAUUGAAAACAAAGAAUCCUAUAAAGGGUACGAAUUAAUAAUUUGGAAACUUUUAUUAGAAAAAUUAAAGUCUGAAAACAGAAACGGAACUAACAAAGCAGAAUAUGAAUUGCUAGAAAAAAUGUUAUUUGUAGAUCCAGAAGUACCAUUAGAUACUAGUAUUACAAUAAAUAUAAUCGAAUCAUUUGAAUUACCGAAAUACAGUUGUUUAGUUAUCCCGAUUUUUGGUGACUUUAGACAACUGUACCUUAUUAAAAGUGAGUUGAAAAAGGCUAUUAAUAUUCAAAGAGAACAGACUAGUAAAAGAAUUAUCGCCGUCUCUAAUAUAGCACGCCGAGCACAUUUAUGUUAUUUUUUUUCAAAUUUUAAAAUAAUUGACGAACCAAUAGUAAAUGGUAUGAUUCGUUUUUCCAAUCUGUGUAUCAAACUAAAGGAAACUAAUGAACGGAAAAAUAAUAAAAUGAAAACUGAUAAACGGAUAAAGAGUAAAAUGGAAGCUAAUAAGCUUGAAAGUAAUGUUAAUAAAGUAACAAAAAUGAGUUCAGUAGUAACCAAGGACCGGAAAAAAUGCCUAUUUUAAUUCAAUUGAUUUGCGAAAAAUAUGCAAAAGUAUUUAAGAAAAAUGCAAUGAAAAAAUAAUAAUUAAUAAUCCUCACUUUAUAUUUGUGUAACGUUGGAUAUAAUCACAUUUAAAGAGUAUAAGGGAAAAAGGGACCCAUUGACAAUUUUGGCUUUCCAAAUUAAUUACAAAAUUAAACUUUACACGUGAUUACAGGCUUUAACAUACUCGCAAUUUAUAAAUGAGUAAAAUAUGUCAAAUCUUAAUCAUUUCUGAGACUUUCUAUUCAGAUUUUGUUUGAAUAAUCGAUUUUUACUAGUAAACACGUACUAGGCAAAAAGGGGCUCAUUAUUCUCAACUAGGUAUACAGGGUGUCUGUAAAAGGUCUUUACAAAAACAUACCACAUAUUCCUUAGACCAAAAUAAGUCGAUUUAAGUAAAAGUACCUUAGUACAAAGUUGCUUCGUUUGGGCUCCAGAGGGCCUUGAAAUUACAAUUUUUAAAUCGUUUUUCAAAUAUAAACAUGGGCGAAGUUAUGUCAUCAGAUCUGGGGGGGGGGGCUAAAGCCCUAGCCAUAUAAUAUAUAAUAGUUCUGGAGGUAUACCUACUGAAAUUAAGUAAACAAUUCUGGCGAAUCUAUGAAAAUGGAUAAAAUAUCAUAUAUAAUAUAUAUUUAUAUUAAGUGAAAAAACUGAAAAAUUUUCAUCACAAAAAUUUCCCUCAUUUUCACAGUCAUUAAAUAAUAGUUUGUGCAACAAGAGUAGAUAUGGGCAAUCCACUUGAGUUAUACAGUAUAUUUACUAAACCCAGGACAUGUUUUAUUUUAUGGUUUAAAGGACAUUUCAAGUACCAAACUUUUAUUAUUGUUGAACUUAUUUAAAAAUCUUACUAGAUUUCUUCUUAUAUUAUGAAGUAAAUUAUGUAGAACUUUGUAUACAUGUAAAUGGUAAUAAAAACCGUCACAAAUCAGAUUACAGUUUCGAUUCUAUACAAAGUUUUGCAAAAUUUUAAUAUUGUGAAUUUGUAGAUAUCCAUUUAUGGUAAAAAACUAAAUUUUACGACUUGCACUUGGAAAAUAAUGAAUACUUUAGUUUUGAUUUUGACAUUAACACCAUAUCGAUUGCAAUUUGCUGGGGACUUUUUCGCAGAUUUCAUUUUUAACAUAAACACUAUCACAUACUAUAAGAAAUAAACAAAUUUAACACUAAACGUAAGAAAAACUCGAAUUGUAAUUGAUACAAAUUAAAAUGUAAACAAUAAAAACGUUGCCAAAUGAUGAACUGAUUUUAAAACAAAAUUAAUAAAUGAACUGAAAUUAAAAAAAAUUAAUAUAAUAAAUCAGUUUUAUAAAACAAUCCUUAAAUAAAUAUAGAGUAUGAUUACAUAUUACUAUACACAAAUUUUGAUUAUUAAAUAAAAGGUCUUAGCAACUUCUUCAAGAGCUUAAAUCCGACGACGUAGCGAAAUUUUGCUACUUCUGGCAACACUGAACGAUAUCCUACUUAUAGGGACCUUCUACAAAUUUCCUGCAGAGGGCGUAUCACUUAGCUUGAAUCGCGAAUAAAGAUCCUUCCAAUUAUAUCUUCUCAAGGAAGUGUAGGAUGUGGAGUGGCUUCAAGUUAGGUAAAUCUCCCUCUUCUAUUUGAUAUGCUCCUAGGUAUAGUGCCUUUGGAUUCUGAAGUGAUACACAUUUAGUUAGAAUGUGAAUGAAGGUUUUUUUCCUCUUCCUCCUCACAAAAUCUGCGCUAUCUUCUACUACUCUCAGUUUACUAAGGUGUCAUUUAGUUGGUAAUGCCCAGUAAAGAUCCCUGUUACAAGUGUUCUCACUACUAGAAAAAUGUAUAUUAUGAUAACAGCUUAAAAUACAAUCUGGCUAAUAUGGAAACACCCCGAAAGCCUUGCCAGACUCGUCUAAUGACCGUCAGGCGCGCUAAAUUCGGCACGUUCGAUUACUAUUCCUCUCCUCGUUUAACUACCUGGCUUGUCAGGUCCGACCGAAAUACGGUUUUAUAACCGAAACAGACCAAAUUUCGGCUCCUUUCUUAGUUUCGGCCGAAACAGAAACAAGAACUUUCUUUUAAGGCAACCUGUUAUUGAAAUUUGCAAUAUCUUAUUGUAAUCCUUAUUUUAGACUAAUUAACUCGUAUUAUAAAUUUUAGCUACAUUUACUUAUUACCUAUUUAUUUAUGUGAUCAAAAGAAGCCAUUAAUAAAUUUAUUGACAUGUUCACUUGAAACAAAGCAGAGAAGUUUGUGUGUACGUGCACUGUGUAGGAAUGGCACCCGGCACAGUCGCCAUUGUACGAAAACUUUUAAAAGUAGACUCGCUGUCGGCUGCAGUUUUGGCCAGUUUUCCGCCGAAACCGAAACUGUAGUCGAAACUAUUAUUUAAAGCCAAAGUUUGCCGAAACCGUAACCGAACACUAUUUGUGAGUCUGGCAGGCCUCCGUAAUUGUAAUUGUCAGCCAGACGUGUAUUUUCACUUACGAAUAUUUUGAAAUUUAUCCUGUGUGCAAAAAUUUACUUUUAAUAAUUUAGGCACGUUUGGUAUUGGGUAAGAAAGUUUUACACCAAAAUAUCCAAAUUUCAAAACUUGACAGACAUGCAUUAAAACGACUAAAAUCAAAUUUUCAAAGGUAGCCAUACCACAGAAUAUAAAACAUAUGUUUUAUAUGCUGUGGUCAUACCAUGACCAUUUGUCAUAUUUUAAGUCGUUUAGUUGACGCGAAAAACCUAAUUAUUAUUUUACAUAAAAUAAAUGUACGAGUAGUAUAUUUCUACCUAGUUAUAAUUGGUAUUAAAUAAAAUAUUAACCACUGAAAUGGUAAAUUUUUUAUAUGCAUGAAAGAGCUGCUCAACUGUCAAAAACAUUUUCAGUAUAAUUUCGUUCAGGGUACCCACCAAAAGAAAAAUUUCCGGAAAUUUUUCUGGUUGUCACGGAAGUGUUUUAAAAUAACCAUUUGAUUGGCUAUAAAAUGGAGGUGUAAAAUUAUAAUUUAAUCUAUCACGUAACAAAUUUUCAAACCCGGGAAAAUAAAAGCAAAAAUAUUAUAUUUUUUCGAUUUAGAAGACUCAUUAGCCAAUUUCGUAAAUCAGCCAGACUUAUUAUUAUAAUAAACAGUUCAUGAUUUUAUCAAUUUAUAAGCUCAAUUUUCUGCCACACUUACUUUCCACUAUCUGAGAUAAUCCAAACUGCUAUUUUUAUAAGCUUUAUGUUCUAGUUUAGUAAAUGUAAAAUAAUUAUGAAUGGGAAAAUAAGUGUCAGACUCAAAAAUUUUGUUUUUUGUCACUAAAACAGUUUAUUUUUCAUAUACACCGACUGGAAAAAUGAAUACGAAAAAACUCACUGCCUCCUGAACUAAAUGUAAAAUUGCAGAAUCAAUCAAAUGGCACGAUUCUUUUUAUUUUUUAAUUUCUGUUCUGAAAUCUGAAAUGUUUGGGUGGAUGUGCGAUAAAUGUUCGAAUUAUUUUUGGGGGGGCUAAUUUGGUUUUUGGGGGGGCUUAGCCCCCCCCUUAACUUCGCCCAUGAAUAUAAAUUUAAAAUGGCAUAAGAGAUUUUGCUGAAAUUUGGUAUAUUGGUAGAGUUUUAUGUGGCAAAAAAAUGGUAUUAAAAUUUUGUCCGAUAAUAAUACAUAGGCGCAGCAAAAGUUGGGUGGCUAGGUAGGUACAUGACGAUUUGAAAACUUUUCAGAAUACACUCUCUCGAGCAUUUCCUUCACAAUAUCCUAUUGUCAGUAACAUAUAGGUAUAUUCUGCAUUGGUAUAUUGUACAGCCAUAUUAAUAAACCACGCAUUUGUUUUUUUUUAUUAUUGAGUCAGAUAGAACACUUUCAAUCGUUAACAAGAGAUUAGAUGUUAAAACUUGACAAUAUUUUUAUUUAGAUGAAACUAUGGAAACCAACAAUAAAUGUUUUUGUAUACGUAUUGCAGGCAAAUAAUUAAUAUUCCUCAAAAAAUCGUACAUGGCAAGAAUCGAGUUUUUUUGUUAAAAGUCUCGAUUAGAGGUGUUGAAAAAGAUAUGAAAAAAGUACAUUUUUAUGUUUUUCAUUGUAUAAAAUUUUGUCUGAUAAUAAUACAUAUGCGUAGAACUUGAUUUUUUAAAUAAUUGCACCUUUAAAAUUCUACGCCAAUGGCAGAAAAGGGGUUUGAAUAUGAAAUUUGGAUUGGGUACUCUUUUACUACAAAAAAUUACCCUUGAUAACACUCGAUUUACUCUUAUAGUUUUGACAAAGUUUGUAUUUUAAUAAUUAUUGUUUAUGUUCUAAAAUUACUAAAAUGCAAAUUUCGUCAAAACCAUGAGAGUAAUCGAGUCUUAUCAAGAGUACCUUUUUUAAAGUAAAUGAGUUGCGCAAUCUAAAUUUCAUAUUUAAACUUCUUUUCUUCCAUUGGCGUAGAACCUGUAGAAAAUGAGGAACAACUCUGGCAACGUAUUCAAGAUGCAAUAAACAAUCUUAGAAGUGAUGAAGAAGUUAUGAAAAGGAUACAUUUUAAUUUUCUUCGACGUAUAAAUCUUGUAUGCGUGAAAAUUUUGAACAAUUUUUGUAAAAUCUCUAUUUUGAUUAUGUUUUAAAUAAAUAUUUUUGUAAAACCUAUACACUCUAAAUUAUUAAAACAGAAAUUUAGCGAAAACCAUGAGAGUAAUCGAGUUUUAUCAAGAGUACUUUUUUUAAAGCAAACUAGUUGCGCAAUCUAAAUUUCAUACUCAAACUCCUUUUCUUUCAUUGGCGUAGAAUUUUUAAAGGUGCAAUUAUUUAAAAAAUCCAGUUCUACGCCUAUGUAUUAUUAUCGGAAAAAAUUUUAAUACCAUUUUUUUUUGCCGCAUAAGACUCUACCAAUAUACCAAAUUUCAGCAAAAUCGCAUAUGCCGUUUUAAAUUUAUAUGGGAAAAAAGAUUUAAAAAUUGUAACUUCAAUGCCCUCUGAAGCCCAAACGAAGCAAUUUUGUACAAAGGUAAUUUUACUUAAAUCGACUUACUUUGGUCUAAGGAAUAUGUGGUAUAUUUUUGUAAAAACCUCUUACAGACACUUUGUAGAAUGUCUCAGCUUUUCUUUUGUGAAUAUUGUUGUCUAUAGUAAUGAUCUCAAUUUUUUUUUUGUUAUUUUCUCGUCGUCUUCGUCGUUGCUUGCUGUUCUUUUUUCUGCUUCUAAACCUUUUAACUUUCCCACAAACUCCUCGUAUGUGCUACAUGUAUCAGUACGUGGGUACCCGAAAGCUAUGUUGAAAUCAUGAUUAAAAAUAGUUCUAUAACUUUCGUAGAACAGUUUAAUAGUUGGGUGGAGCUCACAAAACAUGUUCUUUAUACACAAAUUUUCGGAGAAAUAAAGUUUUAAGGUCUUAUUCAAGCUGUAAUGGCUAUUUUUCCCUUAAAUGAAUUAAUAAAUAAUAUAAAAAUAUGGAAAAACAAAAAAUAAAAAAUCAGAAACAAUUAUAGAAUACAAAUAUAAGAAAAACUAAGACAUUAACUGUUUAUCAUCAAAAUGUGCAAAGUAUAUCAAACAAAAUCGAUGUUCUGGAAAUUGAGAUGUUUAAACAUAAUGUAGAUAUUUUUUGUAUGUCUGAACAUUGGCUAAAGGAAGGUCAUGAUGAAAUAAUCAACAUUAAAGGUUACAAGCUUGUCUCUGUAUAUUUAAGAAAUGUCAAAAAAUGUGGGGGAGUUGCGAUUUUUUACAAGAAUGAAUUGUCAAAAAAUAUUAAAGAAAUAACGAAAAUAAAACAAUUCUCUGUUGAGGAACAAUUUGAAGUUUGUGGAAUUAAAUUCUCGUUAGACAAGGAGAUAAUAGAUAUUUAUUGCAUUUACAGUAAUCCUUUAAAUUCUAAUGAAAUAAUUUCUAAUUUAGAUUUAUUUCUUGCAGAAAUUUGCACCGCCCAUGACAAUAGCAAUAAAUGUCACAAGUUUUUAUUCUGUGGCGAUCUAAAUAUCAACUACCUAUAGUCUAUUUUUAUGUAUGAGAGAGUAUUAAAAUAAAGCGUUCGUAAUCCAUAGGCGUACCACUUCUUUUAGUAGACAGUUAAAAUAUUUUUUAAAGUUAUUCCUUGAGUAUACAUUUAUUUUCACUAAUUAACCUGCUUAUAACUUCUAAACAGCUGAAGGUAAAAAAAGUGCAAUUUUUUCUAAAAUGUUUUAUUUUUCCACAAGGUAUGUUAAGAACAUUGUGUCAAACGAGUUAUGUAGGUAUAAGGGUUUAAACUUUAACUUUUAAACAACGUUAGGUUCAUAAAUAAUAAUUUUAAUAUAAAAACUACUUCUUACCUACAAAUCCAAAUCAGAAUCGAAAUCAGAAGAUGAACUGUCACAACCAAUAUUUACAAUGAGUGGCUCUAUCAUUUCAUCAGUAAUAUUGAAAACUUCCACAUUUUCUCUUCUUCUUUAAUCGUAUGAUUUACUGCCUUUUCCCAGUUUUCAGGCUUCACAUUAUUUACAGCCUCCAAAAACAACUGUUUAACAUCACUCAUUUUAAAAGAAUGAUUUUUUCUUGAAACUUCUCCCUUUAUCUGUGCCCAUAUCAGUUCAAUCGGGUUUACUUCGCAAUGAUAUGGUGGUAAUCUAACCACCGUCAUCCCACGAUUUUUUGCAAUUUCAUCAAUUUCAUAUUUUUUGAAUUUCUCUUUAUGAAGGGAACACAAAUGAUACAGUUCUUUUUUCACAGAACCGGGAUGGAAGUUAAUAUUCUUUGAAUUUAGCAAAUUCUGUAAAUAUUUUUUUAACCACUUGGUUGUGGGCAUUUUUUCUAUAAGUCUCCAGUGAUAACUUGCAUUAUCCAUUACUAUUAUACAGUUCUGAGGAAGAAGAUCUAUAAUUUGUUUGAACCACUCUUUAAAGAUAUCAGCAUUCAUGUCCUCAUGGUAGUCACCGGUACGAGUAGAUUCAAAAGUCAAUAAACCACCUUUAACAAAACUGUUUGAACUACCGAUGUGUAUUAUUAUUAGUCUGCGCCCCUUUCCUGAUGGUGGAUUUAAACCAGUAGAUAAAUUAUUUAAAAAAGCCUGUCUUCGACUUGUAACAGUUUCAUCUUGCCAAAAUUUAUUUGGUUUAUGUCCCUCGUUGAUCCAUGUUUCAUCUAAAUAAAAUAUAUUUCUUCUUUGGUUUCUCAUUUCUUUUAUAGUCCUUAGGUAAUUUCUUCUCCAUACUACAAUAUCGCUUCUUUCUAUUAAAAUAGACUUUCUGCUAUGCUUUUUCCAUAGAAAACCUAUUUCUUUUAAAAGUUUCCAUAGUGUGCUUCGACUCAUUUCAGGGUAAUCCUUAUCAUCUCGAACCGAGACAAGAACUUUGUCUACUGUCGAAAAUUCUUUUCUAAAGAAGAACGCAUUCACUUUCUUUCGAAGUCUUUCUUUCAAAACAUUUUCUAAUUAAAAUUUUGGUUUUCUUGGAGCUUUACGUGCUGUUUGAAACUCGCCACAUUUCUUUUCUUUAACAACUCUGUAAAUCGUAGAUUUCCCAACACCAAGCGUACUACUAACUAAUUCCACUGUGUUAUCAACACUUUUACAUAAAUGUUUAUCUGUAAAUGAUUUAAAACAAUUAAAUAUUAAUGUUUUUUUCAUUAACUAUUAAAGGACCGAUUUUUUGUCGUUUACGCGGCCCUUACAAAUUUUCCAUGAUCACACUAGAAUUCACAUUGCACCUUGCAAAUUGCAACUAAACAACAUUUAGUAAACUGUCAAGAAUAGACAACUUGGACCUCCUUACUAAAUGGAAAACCUAUAAUCGCAUUUUCAGUGAAAUUUGUUGGGAAGGUAUUUAUCUACUUAUAAUUCGAUUACUGUAAGAAAUUCUUGGAAUUAAAAUAAAACAAAAUUGGCAAAUAGGUACUUAUUGAAAAUAAUCUGAAGAUACGGCUAUGUAAUUUUUAAUACACAGGGCUUUUGGCCUGUCCAAAUCUUUUUCUAUUGUUAUGUACAGCUUAUGUUUAUAAAGGACCAAUAAAAGACCCAAAACUUGUAAUAGCUCAGGUACAUUGCUGCUGUUUUAUUCAUACAUAAAAAUAGACUAUAGUAAAUUCCUUAGAACGUAAACAAUUAUCAGAUGUUUUUGAGUCUUUUGGAACGUUCAACCAUAUAAAUAGUGCAACGAGGAUCACGCCUACAUCAAAAACAGCAGUUGAUUAUAUAUGUAGUAAUUUUAUUGGGAAUAUAUUUGCUGAUAUUAGUUUUAAAGGCUUAUCGGAUCACUUUUGUCAAGUGAUGAGAUAUGAAAUUAUUUUUCCAACUAUUAUAGAAACAUUAAUUGUAGAGUAUUCAAUGACACAAAUUAUCAGGUAUUUUAUAAUCACUUAAAUAAUGAAUCAUGGAAGGAUAUAUACGAGUGUGUCAACGUUAAUCGUGGUUUUGAAUCCUUUGUUAAUACCUUCAAAUAUUAUAUAGAUAUAACAUUUCCAUUUAAAAAUAUAAAACCAAAUCAAUACAAAAUAAAACCAUGGCUGACAUCAGGAAUAUUGCGGUCUUCUCAAAGGUUGAAAGAAUUUUACCAUUUAAUGUGUUUAACAAAUAACGAAGUAGAUGUUUAUUACUAUAGGAAUUAUAAAAAAAUAUACAGAACAGUUGUAAAAGCCGCGAAAAAAAUGCAAAAUGAUAGAAUAUUUAAUAAUUCAUCUAAUAAAAGUAAGUGCGUAUGGAACAUAAUAAAUAAAAACACAAAUAAUAAGACAAAUAAUUCUAAUGCUAUACAUUCAGUAGCCGUAGAUAAUGAAGUAGUGACAAACCAAAAAAUAAUUGCGAACACUUUUAAUGAUUUUUUUGUUAAUAUUACACAUCACUUAACGAUUAAAAAUAAUGUCGAUCAAAAGGACUAUGAGUUUAAACAAAAAAAGAUCUAUGAAAAUAUAUUCGUUCAUCCUGUAUCAAACACAGAAAUGUUUAAAAUUAUUUUAAGUCUCAAAAAGUCUGGUUCAUUGUGUUUGGAUCAUAUUAAUAGUAAAAUAUUGAUCUCGGCAGUAAACUAUUUAGUAUAUCCUCUUACUUUUUUUUAUUUAAUUUGUCAUUAGUUAAUGGAUUAUUCCCUGAUGUAUUUAAGACGGCAAGAAUUGUACCGAUAUUUAAAAAGGGAGAAAACACUAAUGUCCAGAACUAUCACCCAGUUGCAAUUCUUAGUUCAAUCUCAAAAGUAUUAGAAAAAGUUAUUUAUUCUAGAAUUAUGCAAUAUUUAGAUUCUAACAAAACACUUGUAAAUAACCAACAUGGUUUUAGGAAAACGAAAAGUACAAUUUAUAAAUAGAGUGUAUAACGCGUUAGAUAACGGACACAAGUGCAUAGGCCUGUUCAUGGACUUAAGCAAAGCUUUCGAUUUAGUCAACUACAAAAUCUUAGAACACAAAUUAUACAACUAUGGUCUGCGUGGAAAAUUAAGCGAUUGGUUGAUGUCUUACCUGGACAAUAGAAGACAAGUUGUUGAUAUUAAUGGCAUAUUAUCAGACAUUUAAGACACAUCAAUAGGGGUUCCACAAGGGUCCAUUUUGGGCCCUUUGCUUUUCCUAAUAUAUGUUAACGAUCUUCCGGAAAUUCCUAACUUUGGCAAUGAUCUUACAAUAUAUGCGGAUGAUAAUAAUUACCUAUGCACUGAUGAUACAUUAGAUAAUUGUCUAGUUAAAUUACAAUAUAUGAUUAACAAAUUUAAAAAAUGGGUUUCAUCAAAUAAGUUAUGUAUGAAUACGGAGAAAACAACAUUUGUUCAUUUUACACCUCGACCGAUAACUGAUGAAUGCCAUUUACUAAAAAUAAAUGGCAAAUCCAUACAACAGAGCCAAAACACAAAAUUUUUGGGAAUUCAUAUUGACGCUUCGCUAACAUGGGUGCAACAUAUAGAUGAAACGUGUAAAAAAGUAUGUUCCUCUUGUUAUGCAUUGAUACGUCUUAAACAAUUAUGCAAUGAAAAAAUUCUAAUUUCCUACUAUUAUAAUUUGGUAUACUUCCAAAUUAAUUACGGUAAUAUAUUUUGGGGAUCAUCGCCCCAUUUAAUUAGACUUUUUAGACUUCAAAAACGGCCUCUCAGAAAUAUCGCUGGUAUUUCUAGAUAUUCAUCUUGUAGAAAUAUUUUUAAACAAUUAAAAAUAUUAGCGCUGCCCUGUAUAUAUAUGGUUGAACUGCUAAUAUACGUAAAAACUAAUUUAAAUAUGUUUAUGAAAAAUGCAGUUAUUCACGAUUAUGGUACCAGAAAUAGCGAUUCUUUAGUAAUUCCGGCUCACAAUUUGUCGUUAUAUGAAAGAAGUCCUUAUUUUUUAGGAAAUCAGUUGUAUAAUAAACUGGAUCUGACUCUUAAAGAAAUAAAUAGUCCUAAAUACUUUAAACGUAGAAUAACAGUCUUAUUUUCAAGGAAAGCAUUUUAUACUGUUUCUGAGUUCCUUGAUUCGUAGAUAAAUUAUCUCCUUCAUAAAUAUUAUAUUAUAUUUUGGUUUAUAAAUAAGUUUGUUUUAGAUAUUUUUAAGUUUAGUAUCUAUUUCAGAAUUUUAGUACUUUGUAUUUUCUAUUCUACCUCAUUAAAUUGUACACCAUGUUUUGAAUUUUCUCCUAUCUGUACAAGGUCUCUUAGAAUUAAAGAUUUAUUUAUUUACUAUUUAUUUAUUUAUUUAUUUAUUUAUAAUAUGUUCACGGACUGCACUUUUUGUUUCAAUGCUAAGCGAGUUCUCUUGUAAACCCAGCCAACCCCCGUUGGUCUUCCGGUGCUGAACCAGUCGACUUGAUACUCAACUUCUUUUUCAUGAUACCAUAAACAGAUAUACAAGCUUUAGGAUAUAUUUCAAUUCUUUCACAGCAUCUUUAAACGUUCCUCUUAAUCGAUAUUUAUAAGUGGCCUCAUAAUGCUUACUUACUUCUUUUUUUGAUGUUCGUUGGACGGGCAAGACGGAUAUUAGUCCACAAAGGUAUACAUUUUGUGCGUUAGUAGAAUUUUAACCCUAGUCUCUUGUGGCACUAAUGCAAAACACUUUUUUCGGCACUGGCACUCUGGUCCCAUUUCAUGUGACAUAGUUUUAAUUUUUUUUCUAACAUCUCUAAUUCUUCCGGUUAUUUUCCUUUUUCUCGUUUUCUUUACUCUACACCAUCUUCAAACUCAUUAUCAUCACUACUGAUACUUAUUUAAACAAACAAGUCAAUAUAACCUCUAAAUCAGUGUGUCAAACAGUCAAACAUGUGGCAAUAGCCGCACAUAAAAUAAUUUCUGGCGCAAUAAGCCCCUUCUUGUCUGCAUCUUUUAAAUGAGCCCGUUCUUGCCCUGUACACCUUUUUUUAAAAUACAGAUAUAGCUGGUAAGUACAAUAUGGCACAAUAUCGGUAUUUUUCGGAAAUUGCCAAUGAGCCCCUUUUUCCCUUUCCCCUACUUCAUUUAAAUAAUUUUCGCAAUGCUGCAAUGUGUUUUGAUACAUUAUAAUUUAUUAGGUUAUAUUAUAAAAUUAAUUUUUGAUUAAAUUUUUUUAGUAAUAUCUACCACGUACAUAACAGCUUCUGUGUAGUUCAUGUUUAUGACUAAUUUUUAAUUAUUGCUCAAAUUUUUUAUAUUAUAUAAUAUUUUAUAUUGCUUAAUUAGUUUAUUGGUAAAAAAAAAUUAUGUAUCUAGUUAAUGUAUAUUAUAAUGUAUACUUUUUUGUAGGUUAAGUGGAAGAACGCUCUUCUUCAUUCUGAUUUUUUUUUUCAGAUUGAAGAAAGCGAACUUUGCCUGUUGCUCUACAGGAUACCUUGUAUUUAUCAUAUUUUAAGUUUAUUUUAUUUAUUUUAAUGUAUUUGCUUAUCUUUAAAUGACAUUUUUUAUACAUUGUAUUUAUUUUAUGUGAAUAAACAAUAUUAUUAUUAUUAUUAUUAUUA
This is a messenger RNA of Psylliodes chrysocephalus, 13356 nucleotides long. Lineage: Eukaryota; Metazoa; Arthropoda; Insecta; Coleoptera; Chrysomelidae. The record is from the annotation of a GenBank genome assembly.